This is a messenger RNA of Diprion similis, 4641 nucleotides long. RefSeq lists its product as uncharacterized. The coding region runs from base 213 to 3668 and encodes 1151 amino acids. The record is from RefSeq and is a predicted model, not a curated record. NCBI's taxonomy places the organism in Eukaryota, Metazoa, Arthropoda, Insecta, Hymenoptera, Diprionidae. The transcript is spliced from 8 exons.
CAGAGCCAAAAGUGUUGUUUAUAACCUGGCAAAUGCAACGGUUCAAAUUUAAAAUAUUCUCGCCGAGAUUUUUUGUAAUAUUCAAUAUUUAUCAGUGUCGAGAGUUCUUUUCACUAGGUAUCUGGAGACCUAGUCUUCUUUAUGUGUCAGGUGAUAGUUAGAAUUGUGACGUUUCUAAAACAGGAGUAAUUUAAAAUACAAACAACAAAAUAAUGCUCACCCGAAAUUCUACCGGUAGUAACCAACGAAGAUCUUCGAUCCUCAAGCCACCAAAAUCCCGACUGCCAUUUCAAGAUUUGGAUUUCAAUGCUUCAUCAGCCGAGAACAGUCCAGAUAGUAUAAAAAGGAGGCGUGUAAGCUUUGCUGAAAAGAAGCAUGUCAAAGAAUUCUGUGACCACAAGGAGCAGGGUACAAUUUGGGAUAGUACUUACGAAGAAGCCGAUCAGAAUAUCUCAAAGUCGACGGAAACUACAAAUGAGCAUAUAAACAGUAACAAUCUGGAUACAGAAAACAAUAAAAAUGUAGGGAUCGAAAUGAGACAAAUGGGUGCUACAUUCGUAUGCAAUGAACAUGAGUUAAUACACACUGGCGAAUGUACAACCAUGGAUCAAAAUAAUGCCAUCCAUUCUUUGACCAAAGUAUUUUCCAACACAGCCGCGGAUAUUGAAUUUACCGAUGUCAUUCCCUGUAGUCAUGGAAAUCUGAACAAUCUAAUGUCUCAAACAAUAUUUUGCCAAGAUGUUGAUUUGGACACAACUGAGACAGUUGGUGGAAUUGAGCAAACAGUUUCUGUCCGAAGAGCCAUUGACUCGCAAUCGACAUAUACAGCUAUUGCCAAAGAUGUUCACAAUCCCGAAAGUACUGUGCUUUUUGAUGACAGUGAUGGCGAAAUGAAGUUCACUCAAGUUAUCAGUGGUAAAAAAAUUCAGUUUUCGACACCUAUCAAGACAGUUCCACAUUUAGAACAGAUGAAAAUGGCAUCUCCUAUAGAAAAUCAAACUAUAAUAUUUGACGACUCAAUGAUGGAUCUGACUCUAACAAAAUCACACUCAAACCCUGACUUACGAAUGAAAAAUAAUAUGAUGAUCAGCAACUCAACAGUUGCUCAUAAUGAUGAGCAACACAUGAAGAAUAAUUUAGAAAGUAAUUGUGAUAUGAACGAACGUGAGGUUGCUCAGGCCAGCAACAAAACUAUGUUUUUCGAUGAUUUUAGUUGCGAUGUGACAAAAGCUAUCGACACUAUGAGACACAUGUUACCUGUGGAGAAUUUAGCUGAAGAUAAGUUGACGCCUGAGUCUAAUGAACGUCAGACUCCCUGUAAUACUGUAAUGGACAUAUCUGCUGAAUAUCAAGGAAACCAUGUAACUUUUAUGACAAAAGACAUCAGCAUAUUGUCAAAGCAUUGUGAUCACGAGUUGAAAAUAUCUAAAAAGUCUGAAGAACAUACGGCAAAAUUACGAGAUAAAACUAUUUUCUUUAAUGACAUUGGCUGCGAAAUGACAGAAGCAAUCGAUACACUAAGAACUGGUCCAGAUCAAAUUAGAAAUUCUGACGAUACAAAUGAUAUGCAGCAUAUUAUACCAUUUGAAUUGUCUGUGAGUAAAAAUCACGAAGGUAUGGCAAAAUUAAGGGAUAAAACUAUUUUCUGUAAUGACAUUGCCUGUGAAAUGACAGAAGCAAUCGAUACAUUAAGGACUGGUCCAGAUCAGAAUACAAAUUCUGGUGAUACAAGUGAUAUGCAGCGUAUUACACCAUUUGAAUCACCUAUGAGUAAACAACAUGAAGAUAAAUUAAUGUUACCUGAAUUCAAAGGAUCUACGAAUCUGUCUUCCAGCAGUAAGCCCAGCAGCAUAGAACCUGCACUGGAAUUAGUAAUUGAGAAUAAUGAUGGGAAAAACUCAUUCAACGACUCAUGUAUGGAAUGUACAAUAGCAAUUACUGCAUCUAAAAACGUGCAAGACGACAGAGAUGAUGAUCGUAUAUUGGAAAUCAAUCAACCUGCGCUACUUAAUAAAUGCACAAUUAAUACUACCCAGAUAAAUCCGGAAUUAAAUGUAGAAGAGCAUAUCACAUCUUUGGGCAGUGAUUCAAUUUCUGUUAUAAUCGAAUCCGAAGAAUCACAGAAUGAAGGAAACCGAAUGCCUAAAGAGAGCACUAGAAAUAUUGAAAGCAACGAAUACUGUGAUUCCUCAAACAACGAAAGAGCUGAACAUGAUGCUGGCAUCACCAGCUCUCCGAGCAUAGCUCUGUAUACUCCUAAUGCCCAAGUAAGCUUGAAAGAGCAAGAUUUGUCAUUCAAUGCAGGCAUUAUACCAACUGAACUACAAUUCAGUAAGAAGAGAAAGUCGGAUAAGGGUACAGAAAUUAUGGAAACAAGCAAAUCUUCUGUUCAAAUGUUGCUAAAUAAAAACUCCGAGAGUUGCUUAGUGCAGCAUUUAGUUGAUAAAGAAUUGUUUCAUAUAAGUAACGACAGUUUGUCUAAUAUAAUUACUCCUGAGCCGAAGCGACUUAAGGUAACAAGUCCCAAUGCUGAAAAAAACGGUUCACUCACCAAAGAAUACUCUGUCACUGAAAAUUCGGCGUUACAGGAAAAUACGAGUUCCGAAAUGAUCAGUGGACCUCCAUCAAGAAUUGCAAUUAUGCAUGAACCACAAAGCACAGUAUCUAUGGAUAGAACGAUCGGAAACAAUUGUAUUACUGAUGUUGCUGAAAAAAAGCUACAAAGCAGCGAAGAGAUGACUACUACAAUUCCUACUCCAGAUUUCUGUGAAGAUCCUGAAAUAUUGAUCGUUAGUCAGAAUGACGAGUCAAAAGCUGCAGCUUCACCGACUCAGACUGAAGGUGUCAUCAGCGGGAAGGAAUAUCCUUUCAUAGAAGCAAAAGGAACAGCCCCAUAUUCCGAUUCAGAUUCGGACACUACGGAGCUGCAGCGCGUUUAUGAGAAACAAAAACAAGCAUCAGUAGAGUGUAAUAAAAGUUCUCAAAGUUUCUUGUUGCCAGAGAAAUGUUUGGAGUACAAUGACAAUUGUCUCUUUGUGAUGUUCAGCGAAGAACUUGAGAAGUAUGCUCAAAGAGAUGAUUGCAUUUGGGAAAUAAGGUCAUUGGAUACGGAAAAAGUCAUGAUCGACUUUAUUUCGAAAUCCCUCGUCAUCAUAAUAGAUCUUGAAGCAAACAAAGAGUUGACUGCACCAUAUCUUAUUAAGCAUAUCAGAAUAAUUUCACUUCUUCCAGAUUCUGCAGAUGAUGAAAUUUCUCUGGUCCAUAAUAUACUAUUGAAAAAACUCGAUCCCGAGCAUUUGAAAUUGAUGCAUCGAACAACGCAGGGUAUUUUACCUUUGCUAGAGUUGAUUUCAAAAAGAGUGAAAUUACUGAUAGAUUUUAUGUACGAGUUUGAUAAGCUCCGGGAUUUUCAUGCGAUAACAAGAUUGGGAAAUCGGAUAUCGUUUCAACUUCAUAGCUACAAGGUACAACUGGUAAUAAAUGUUACUAUAAAUCUUGAGCCAUUUGAAAAUAUCAGGCCAGAUGAUGUAACCGUGGAAUGUCUUCUAGGUACCAUAAAAGAGAAAGACAUUAAGCAAUUGAUCACCGGUGUAAAAAAGGAUCACAGAUUCUUGACCAGCUGGAUCGAUGCCGUUAAAGAGUAUAUCGCGUUAGUUGUAGAAAAAUGAAACGUAUCUGUCAAACUCUAGGUUAUUACAUUAGAUUUGAGAAGCAAAUAACUCGAUGCCAAGCAUCCUCAAAGUGUUCACGAAUUUUACAAGAUAACUAGGUAAGUGUAUGUCCAACUUGUAAAAUUUUAAAAAGUCAGAUCGAAUCGGUCUUGGAAUAUCGUGGCAAUAAUGACAUUAAUUGUAGAUAAGUUAAUUAAGAAGAAAAAUAUAGAAUACGUUCAUUUUUAUACUAGAUAUGGGUGUGUGUAUAGUUUUAAUUUUCGUAUGAUACAUGAUACAUGAUAUGAUAGGGUCGACACCUGUGAACAUCGGCGAAACUUAUUCUGCCGUAUUGCGGUCUGUAAUUUUUCAUCCGAAGCAGUAUCAGUAGCACGAGGACAGGCUUCGUACUUGUGAAACUACACUUUCUCAGAAAUCCAGCUUGUUCCUGUAGUGAAAAAAAAGCCCAGAUACCGCCUAUACCUAUUUCAAAUAACUUUGAUGAACAGAAGCGUGAUGACGUUUGCGGCAGACGAAGAUUGAUAGGAUCAAUUAUAAUUAACGUUUGGAUAAUCGGUUAUCAAUAUAGGCCGGUAGGCGUUAAGCGUGGAGAAGAAGUUAUAUCUAAUUAACAGCGACGUCUGACUUUUUAUUCUUGAUUUUCGUAAAGGGCCUUCCCACGGAAGCGGCGUGGGCUUUACCUGCUAGAUAUAUCACCCGAUUUUAUGAACGGAAUGUCAAGUUGUCGAGUAGAAAACUCGAUCUCACGAAGUUUCGAAAUUUUCGAGUACAGUUAUCAUAUUACUAUGUAUACGUAGGUUUAGGUACAUACGCUCGUAUACUGUAUACAUACUGCGGUAUAUGUAUGUAAAAUUUUGUUUACAGUAGUAGAAUUUCUAAGAACAAUCGUAAACCUUGCAGCUACCGUUUGUUCACACCUAGCAUAAACAUGCCUGGUAAAAAAUCGUUGAAUCCAAAACUCCCUAAGACU